AUGAAAGAAGAAGCAGAAAAAGCCGUAGAGACAGCCAAAGGGUUACUCCAAGACUUUGUAGUCGUGGUUUCCCUCGUGCGGACCUUGACGGAAUCUUUCGGUUCUGCCAGUGAUCUAUACCGCAAGCUCAAGCGUAGAUCUGGUAAGAAAGAUAGCGACGACGAGGAAGAUGAGUAUCAUAUUCAGGGGCCAUGGUAUAGGCGUCGUCGCGACUCCAUGUUUGGCUCAGAGAAGAGGAAAGGCGACUACAGUGACAGCGAAGAAGAGCUCAUAUGCACCUCUUCUUCCCAGAUUCGAGCCGAGUACGAACGUGGGUAUCGAAAGCUGGGCGAGCCGUUUGCGCGUGGCGAUGUUACAACGCAUACCCAGCUCCAGUCUCAGAUCAUAAAGCUUCAGCAGACGGUCAUCAAUAUCCAACAGGAUCUGCUACUAAGCACGUAUAUGGCGCCGUCAUCUUCGCACUCGCACCUUGUACGUCUGAUUCAGACGGCUCGUGCAGCGCGUGCAGCUUCCAUCGCUUCGUUGAACAUGCAGUACGAACGCAUGCUGCCACCACUCCCAUCACCGCUAUUACCUCGACAACCCGACGCACCUUUAAGAGUCCCUGGCGCAUUUCCACUACCAGACCAUCCGCGACCACCGUCAAGACCACUGCGGCACAAGAAGCGCAUGGACAGCAGCUCCAGCUCCUCAUGCGAGUCAAAAGAGGUCUUGAUCAAACCGAUACCAAUCGUGAAGCCCAAACCAAAACCCACGCCUAUACCUCCACCCCCUCCCCCACCUCAGCCUCAGCCUCAGCCUCAGCCUCAGCCUCCAUCUUCACGAUACAGCACAAGACUAUUUUGCAUCUACGCCAAAGACCUCCAACACAACCCCCGUCUCCACCUCGCCGACGCCUACCGACCCACCGGCGACCACAAGUGUCCUUUCUGCCGCACGCACGUCCCCAUCCAACCCGGAAAAGCCUGGGAGCUCGUCGUCGAUGGCUACAAGAAGAAAGACGAACACGGUCAUUGCAAAACGGCACCGCGAGCGUUUCGCAUCAAGAACCGCUUUAUUGUCAAGAGCCAUAGAGAAGGUGGGGGCUUUGCAUGUGUGCUUUGCGCCAGGUUCAGGAAGUCGGAUACCGUGUGUAGGGGUAUUGAGGCGUUGAUGGAUCAUCUUUGGAGGGAGCAUGCGAGUGAGGAGUUGGAGAGGGAUGCGGAUAUUGUGGAGGUGUAG
Messenger RNA from Alternaria arbusti, 1221 nucleotides. RefSeq lists its product as uncharacterized. NCBI's taxonomy places the organism in Eukaryota, Fungi, Ascomycota, Dothideomycetes, Pleosporales, Pleosporaceae. The transcript is spliced from 3 exons. The record is from RefSeq and is a predicted model, not a curated record. The coding region runs from base 1 to 1221 and encodes 406 amino acids.